ACAUGAGACAGGAGGGGGUAUUAAUGCUAAAUGGCAGUGUAGGACCCCUGAGUAAUAUGGUGUUGUUACAGUAAAGCCCCGGAGUGUGGCCUAAGUGACUAGGCCGGAAUGUGUGCAGGAGAGAUAAUGCCAGAAAAAGAAAGGAGAUAACGGUUAACUCCCCCCCAUUACCCCGCAGUAAAACAAGCCACAGAGCGGGCAGAAGGUUCUGACAGACACGUCUCCGCCCCCCCAGUGACGCGUGGGGGCGGAGUCGCAGUGUCUUCUGUUCUAUGUAAAUCUCUGGAUGGGAUCCGGCUCUGUGCUCCUGCCACACAAGGUAACUCCGGCUGUGGGGCUUGACAUUCCGUGUCACUGCUCUGUGCUGUCACUCACGGGAAUCACUGGCAGGUGGAGCCCCCUAGAAGAUGACAAUUGAGGAUUUGGGAACCAGUCGCCUUGGAAAAGACUCUCUUUCUAUUGUUAGAAAUUACCGGGCUUAUUACGUGGGCUGCAAGAGGCCGGUGACCUUUUCUAUCUCUGCUGCGCCAAUGCCUUCCGAUUGCGAAUUCUCCUUCUUCGAUCCAAAUGAUGCUUCCUGCCAGGACAUUUUGUUUGACCCGAACACUUCCAUUUCGGAGCUGUUUGCUAUCCUGCGCCAGUGGGUUCCCCAGGUCCAGCAGAGCAUCGAUGUCAUUGGUAAUGAGAUUCUGAAGAGAGGAUGUGGAGUCAAUGACCGAGAUGGGCUCACCGACAUGACCCUUCUGCAUUACACCUGCAAGUCUGGGGCCCAAGGAAUAGGAGAUGCCGAGACAGCAGCAAAAUUUGCUUCCCGUCUGAUAAAUCUGGGGGCAGACAUCAACUUGCGGAGCCGUUGGACCAAUAUGAACGCUCUUCACUACGCGGCUUACUUUGAUGUUCCUGAGCUCCUUGAGAUUAUCCUGAAAAAUUCUAAGCCAAAAGAUGUUGAUGCCACCUGCAGUGACUUUGAUUUCGGCACAGCUCUGCACAUUGCAGCCUCCAACCUGUGCCUGGCAGCUGUGAAAAGCCUGCUUGAACAUGGAGCUAAUCCUGCCUUUCGGGACGACAGAGGACAAGUCCCCACAGAUGUCGUUCCUGACCCAGUUGACAUGCCAUUGGAAACGGCGGAUGCAGCUGCAGUAGCCAAGGAAAUCAAAAAGAUUCUGCUGAAUGCCAUUCCCCUGUCCUGUUAUCUCUACAGGGUCACCCCUGCCAGCCACGAAAUUGUCCCCUGCAGCGCUUCCCUCUUGACUGCUGGUCUGAAGAUUGGGGACAGGGUUCUCAUAGCUGGCCAGAAGGUGGGCACACUGAGAUUUUGCGGAUCAACAGAAUUUGCAUCUGGGCGGUGGGCUGGCAUAGAGAUGGAUGAAUCCGAAGGAAAGAAUGAUGGCCGCAUUGGAGGAGUAACAUAUUUUAAAUGUCCCCCAAAACAUGGAAUUUUUGCACCUCUCUCCAAGAUUAGCCGAGCAAGCGACUCCAUGCGCACAUUUAUCAAGAGUUCCUCUGCCAAAACCAUGGCUUCUGUCAAAUCACAAAAGCUGGACCUCAGCCGUGUCACUCCAAAAAUUAACACAGGACUUGGUCCAACAAAGAAAAAUAGUCUCUCUGACUCAAUCCAGGGAAGCGAAACCUCCGACUCUGUUACUGCAAAGAAAGUGUCCUACGUUGGAACCAGCAGCCUCUCUUCCUCCACAUCUUCCUCCUCAGUAGAGGCUAAGCUGCACCUUUCCAACCACCUUCGGCACCGCAGCUCAAAUAACCAUAAAAUUUCAGCUCCGUUUAGGUCCAAGUCCUCUUCGUUAAGGACUAUUAAUGGGCUCAAGGCUCGUGCUCCAUCAGUAGGAAGCCUGCAGCAUUUCCAGGCGGAAUUCCACCUUGGGGACCGAGUGCUAGUCGUGGGUCAAAGGAUCGGUACUGUAAGAUUCUAUGGCAAAACCAGCUUUGCUCCAGGUUUUUGGUGUGGAAUUGAACUGGACAAGGCCCAUGGAAAGAACAACGGGUCUAUCUCAGGGGUUCAGUACUUUACAUGCCCCCCCAAACACGGCGUGUUUGCCCCCCCAUCCCGAGUACAACGGGUGUCCGGCUCAGUAGACUCUCUGUCAGAAAUCCCAGCAAGCAAACUCAAUCAUUCUUUCCCAGGAUUCAGGAGGAGUUAUAGUUCAACAUCAACCAGAGCAUCACAAAGGGAGGCUGACCGUAGGCAUUCUUUGGGCAGACCCAAGAAGCCGACUCUGCGUCGGAGCUGGAGUAGCACCGUGACCACCAACAGCAGCAGCAUUGAGGACCCGGUGAAACUGCUCCAGGGCUCCCAGGUGCUACUCACCAGCUCCAAUGAGAUUGCAGUGAUCCGCUACAUCGGCCCCACUGAUUUUGCCCCUGGCGUGUGGUUGGGCCUCGAGCUCCGGAACGCCAAAGGGAAAAAUGAUGGCUCCGUGGGGGCAAAACAAUAUUUCCACUGCAAACCCAAACAUGGCAUCUUGGUGCGGCCGAGUCGCGUCACCUACCGUGGCAUUAAUGGUUCAAAACUGGUGGACGGAGUUUGUUGACCAGGAUCUUUGUCAGGUUCUGCAUCUUUGUAUCUCCCAACUGGGAUUUGUUACUGAAUUCCAAACGUAUUUGUUAUAGAUAUGAGCAAAUUGCACUUUAUUACCUUCUGUGUCACUCCUUUCUGCUGCUUUAUGUUCCCUCUGUCUCAAACCUUCUCUUUCUUUCUUCUCUAUCUGUUAUUCUUGCACCCAUACUGGUUUGUAAGCAAUCAUACUCUCUUACCUUCUGAGGCUUCUGGGAGUUGUAGUCCAGCCACGGAUAGAGUUGGCCUAUUUCGCUAAUGUUACAAACUGACAGUAGAAUGUUUUUUUUGUGUGGAACCCACACUGAAAACAAAGCACUUAUUGUAUUAUUGGAUGUCCCCUCUUUCCUGUCCUACAAGAACAGCAGCCUUUACCCUGCGCUUCUCCAGACACUGCUGAACUACAGUGGCUGGGAGGAUGCUGGGUAUUGAAGUUCAGCAACAGGAGCGCAGGGUAAAAAGUUACACGUUUAAACAAAAGAGAAUUGUUUCCCGUUUGGGAGGGUUUUUAGGAUUUUGUUAUGUUAAUGUAUAUAGAUCAGGGGCUUGUUUUUAGCUUUGGGGUCAGCUGCUUAGGCUGUAAGUUUAUUUAUGUCAAGCCAUGAACUGCAUAGAGAAUGUCACUAAUAUGAAUUCAUCUCCUGAAUGUAUUUAUGUGCCAGAACUGAAUGUACUGGGGAAUGUGUGCAGCAUUGUUUCCCACAGGGCUAAGGCUCGUAUGUAUCACAUUGCAUCUAUUUAUCCAAGGGCUGAUCCUGCCUCUUCCCGUUGCUUCUCCCUCUUAGCAGCCAUUGGAAUCCUCAAGGCCAGCCCACUGCUUCCUGCUCCUCCCCCUGUAAGGUUCCAUUGGAGUCCUCAAGGCGAACCCACUGCUCCCUGCUCCUCCCCCUAUAAUCCUCCAUUGAUGUCCUCAAGGCCAGCUCCCUGCUCCUCCCUCUGUAAGCUGCCAUUGGAGUCCUCAAGGCCAGCCCACUGCUCCCCCCUCUGUAAGCUGCCAUUAGAGUCCUCAAGGUCAACCCACUGCUCCCUGCUCCUCCCCCUGUAAGCCUCCAUUGGAGUCCUCAAGGCCAGCCCACUGCUCCCUGCUCCUCCCCCUGUAAGCCUCCAUUGGAGUCCUCAAUGUCAACCCACUGCUCUCUGCUCCUCCCCCUGUAAGCCUCCAUUGGAGUCCUCAAGGCCAGCUCACUGCUCCCUGCUCCUCCCUCUGUAAGCUGCCAUUGGAGUCCUCAAGGUCAAACCACUGCUCCCUGCUCCUCCCCCUGUAAGCCUCCAUUGGAGUCCUCAAGGCCAGCCCACUGCUCCCUGCUCCUCCACUGUAAGCCUCCAUUGAUGUCCUCAAGGCCAGCUCACUGCUCCCUGCUCCUCCCUCUGUAAGCUGCCAUUGGAGUCCUCAAGGUCAAACCACUGCUCCCUGCUCCUCCCCCUGUAAGCCUCCAUUGGAGUCCUCAAGGCCAGCCCACUGCUCCCUGCUCCUCCCCCUGAAAGCUGCUUGAUUUAGAGGCACUAGACUGGUGGAGAAAUAAAAUGUAACAUUGUAUCACUUUAUUCCCAAUUACUAAGACAAUUUUCACUCAGAUCUUUCAGUGAAUUGCUCUUCUGCGCAGAUUGGGGUGAGUCGUAGUCACAAUUAGUCUCCCCUGCUCCAUGGACAAUUGUGGCGUCACCCAAGUGAUGUCACAUUUUGGAUACAAAUGACAGAUUUGCCUUAUCAGCGUCUUCCUGGGACAGACAGAAUGUACAGGUAUCUGAAUGGAACGUUGGAAGUGAUUUUAUAGAGAGGAAUGGAGCUGAGCGCAGAUUAGGAGGCGGCUUGGCCGCCAAAUUGUGGGUUCAGGGUUUUCCUGUUUGUUUUAUAUAUUUGUUAUUAACUCUUUAACUAAACAGUGUUGGAUUUUCAUAAUGUAAAUAAAUAUAAAUAAAGCCAA
This is a messenger RNA of Xenopus laevis (African clawed frog), 4494 nucleotides long. It is a transcript of the gene clip4.S, whose product is annotated as CAP-Gly domain containing linker protein family member 4 S homeolog. Bases 408 to 2546 code for a protein of 712 amino acids. The transcript has 16 exons. Gene Ontology annotation, biological process: cytoplasmic microtubule organization. NCBI's taxonomy places the organism in Eukaryota, Metazoa, Chordata, Amphibia, Anura, Pipidae. Gene Ontology annotation, molecular function: microtubule plus-end binding. The record is from RefSeq and is a predicted model, not a curated record. Gene Ontology annotation, cellular component: microtubule plus-end; cell cortex; nucleus.